Molecule: messenger RNA, 966 nt
Organism: Entrophospora candida
Lineage: Eukaryota; Fungi; Glomeromycota; Glomeromycetes; Entrophosporales; Entrophosporaceae
Source: the annotation of a GenBank genome assembly
AUGAGCUCAACAAACGUAAAAGAGCCUAUUGAAGAAAUUAACACAAAUUCAACUCAAGGGCUAACAAUUCUACGCUUGAAACGUAAAAGAAAUGAAGAGCCUUUAGAUGCUCUUGUCGUUGAACAAUUGUUAAGGAACGGAGUUGAACAUGGCAAGAAAAAACCUAAAAAACGAGGAUCUAUAGAUAAACAACAAUUUUCGCCAUUAACAACAACGACUGAACAAGAAGUCAAGUCUCCACUAAAAGAAUCAUCGGUGCCAUUUAUGUUUAGAUUUGCUGAAACUGUUGAGAAAGUUAGCUUUAAUGAUUCGAUCAAAACUCGGCAAUUACAGGAUCGUAUUUCGAAAUUAAUUUCUAGCAAACAUAAUGUAAUAAAAAAAUUUGAAACCAAAAAAUUUCGUGAAGAUCAAAUUACAAAAUUUAAUGAGAAUAGACGUAAAGAAAGAUAUAAAGUUAUUGAUGGAAAUAGACAAAAAGGAAUUGAAUCUGUUUUCACUGAAGAUAAUGAAACUGAAAAUGAAACAAUUCAUGAUAUAUUUAUGAUGUACGAUGCUGUUAAGGAAGAAAAACCUAAUAAGAAUAUUGAGGAACCAAAUGAUAAUGAGUCUGAUAUCAUGUGUAAUUUCAUUCCUUUGGUUAAGCAAUAUCUCACAAUUCAAGAAGAUGAUAAAAAAAGUGAAGAUAAAUCAGAUGAUGAGGAUUAUGUUUAUGAUGUUUAUUAUCAAGAUGAUUCUACAAUGUUAGAUGAUGAAAUUCAAUAUCAAAAUUUUGCUACUUUAACCUGGUUCGGUGGCGAAGAAAAUCAAGUAUUUGUAAAAGAAACAAAGAACCAAGAAUUAUAUGAAUAUUCCGACGAAGAAGAUUCAAACGCUGAAGACUAUUAUACACAUGAUUAUCCAGAAGAAGAUAACGAAGAUGAAUCAAAUGAUGAUUAUUCAUCAGACGAGCAGGAUUAUUACUAUUAA